UUUGACGAGUCAGGAUAGAAGUACUAUAAGACCAAUUCCUCCAAUGGCUACACAAAUGAAGCCACUAUUAACUGACCUUGUAUCAACGGUGAGCUCUGUUCCUCCAAAUUAUGUUCGAUCUGAAUCCGAUCGUCCAAACCUCAAUGAGGUUACCUUUGAUCAUUCCUUCCCUGUUGUUGAUCUCGAAGGCCUUUAUGGUCCUAACCACUCUAGUGUGAUCAAAGAGAUUGGCGAAGCAUGCCAAAAUUACGGUUUCUUUCAGGUUAAAAAUCAUGGCGUUCCAAAGGAGGUGAUAGAUAAGAUGUUGCAUGUCUCAAGAGACUUCUUUCAUUUACCGGAGAGUGAGCGAUUGAAGAAUUACUCUGACGAUCCUAUGAAGACGACGAGACUUUCUACGAGUUUCAAUGUGAAAACUGAGAAUGUAUCUAGCUGGAGGGAUUACUUAAGACUCCAUUGCUUCCCUUUAGAGGACUAUGUUCAUGAAUGGCCAACCAACCCUCCAUCUUUCAGAGAAGAUGCUGCUGAGUACUGCAAGAAUACCGGAAGACUGGCACUGGGGCUGCUUGAAGCAAUAUCAGAAAGCUUAGGCCUAGAAAGGGACUAUAUCAACUCUGCACUGGGAAAGCAUGCGCAACACAUGGCUAUCAACUACUAUCCACCCUGUCCCGAGCCAGAGCUGACUUACGGUUUACCUGUUCAUGCUGAUCCUAACGUUAUCACCAUUCUCCUUCAAGAUGAUGUGCCUGGUUUGCAGGUGCGCAAAGAUGGCAAGUGGAUUGCUGUCAACGCCAUUCCCUACACCUUUAUUGUCAAUAUUGGUGACCAGAUACAGGUACUCAGUAACGAUAGUUACAGGAGCGUGCUGCACCGGGCAGUGGUGAAUUGCAAGGAGGAGAGGAUCUCUAUUCCAACGUUCUAUUGCCCAUCACCCGACGCCGUCAUGCGACCUUCCCCGCAACUGAUCGACAAGGAUCAUCCUCCCUUCUACACAAACUAUUCAUACAGUGAAUACUACCAGAAGUUCUGGAAACGGGGUCUCAACGCUGAAACAUGUCUGGACAUGUUUAAAAUUUAA
Durio zibethinus is the source of this 1075-nucleotide messenger RNA. Its product is annotated as protein DMR6-LIKE OXYGENASE 2-like. The record is from RefSeq and is a predicted model, not a curated record. Lineage: Eukaryota; Viridiplantae; Streptophyta; Magnoliopsida; Malvales; Malvaceae.